UUCGUUGAGACCCCGAACCCCUUCCCUCCCCUGCUCCCAAUCAUCUUCCUCUCUCUCUUUACUCAGCAGUCAGCACCCUUGCUCCUUCUUCCCCUCCCCUCUCAUUCCUUGCCAAAGAACAUCACACCGCAAGCCGCAACAAGCCAUAUGUUGUUGUUGCCUCCUCACGCAUCCAUCCAAGGAGCAAUGUCACCUCGCUAGCAUUCUACCAAAACAAGCAACCCCAGCGCCAGCGGCACCAAGCCCUCCGCUGCGCGCGAGGGCCCGCGCCGGAGCCCGGACGAGGAAGACGACAAUGGCCGCCGCACAGCCGCGCAUCGACAUCACCACCACCACCACCAGCAUUGCCGACGGCCCCGACGGCGGCGCGCUGGCGUUCUCGGUGCUCCACGACCUUGUCGGCGCCGCGUGCUUCCUCGCCUCGCACCCGCUCCACGCCGCCUACGCCCUCUUCUUCUCCCGCUACCUCCUGCGGCUCGCCUCCUUCUUCUGCCCGCUCCUCGUCUCCACGGCGCUCCUCCUGCUCGUGCUCGCCACCGUCGCGCCCUACGCCGCCGCCACGCCGGGGUGGGCCGGGGCGAGGUCAUCCAUGGGCCGGACCUGGGCCAUCGCCGUCGCCGCGCUCUGCGCGGAGCUCCGGCCCGACAGCACCGGCGGCGGGGCCGGCCUGCUGGGCCAGCUCUGCUCCUUCGUUCUCGGCCCGGGAGACGCCGCCGCGGUGCUUCGUUUCGGCGAGAUCAUGGGUGAGUUGUGUCACAGUAGUACUAGCGCUUCUUGUUGCUUUCUGUUGGAGGAAAAUCACAAGGGCUUGCUGCUGCUGUCACCUGGUGAAGAGUGGAACAACCUUGCUGCUGAGCCACCGUUGCAGAGUGCUGCUGCUGGAGAGAAAUACUUGUUGGGCCAUGAGGAUUUUGAUGAGAUCAAGGAUGAAAUCGAGGAGAAGAAUGUAGUUUCUGAGGAUCUCAAAAAGGGCCCUGGCUCUUCUUCAGAGAACCGCUGUCCAAGUGACGAGAGAGAGAAUAACAUCAAGGAACAGAGUUUCAUCCUGCCUGAUGUGGAAGGUGUCGAGGAGAAGGGACUGGAUGGUGAUCCUGUAGUGCCGAUGGAAAUCAAGAAAUGUGGGCUGGUCAAGUCACAUUCUUCGAUUUCUCGGCGAAUCAGACAAUGGGAAGCCGCGACGUCUGGCAAUUUCAGGGGGGUUCUUGAUGUUACUCUCGGGAAUCCGGUGAAACCCACUUUGGAGAAGGGGUCGUUCAAGGAUGUGAAGGGAAGUACGCAGUUGGAGACUGGAUCUUGCAUCAGAAAACGCCAAGAAAUUUCUUCUGUUGAAGAAUCUGUCACAAAACAGCCAGAUCAGGAAUAUAUACAUGUCAAGAAACGGGACCCGAAGACUGAAGCCGACACCGAAAUAUGCAGCAAAGAUGUUCAAGCUGAAGAAAGCGCCUUCAUUGCCGAGCCAGGACUAGAAUUACAAGAACAGAAGCACAAGGGUUCGCAGGAUGGACCAGAAUUACAAGAGCACGAGUACAGACAUGUGCAGCCUGAGCAAGAAUUUCAAGAAGAGAACAAGAAUGACGCGCAACCUGAACAAGAAUCGCAAGAAACGAAACACAAGCCGGCGUCGAUCGCUCGGCGUGUGCAGCACUCAGGGGCCUCGUCGACAACGGAGAAGCCCGUGAGCGAGGAAGGGUCGCCACGCAAGGAGAAGGAAUGGAAGAAGACGCUGGCGUGCAAGCUGUACGAGGAGCGGAUCCAGCUGAAGCUCUGCCGCGGCCGCGCCGCCGCCGCCGGCGGGGAAUGCGGCGACGACAUGGACAUGCUCUGGGAGGCCUACGAGACGGCCGGCGGCGGCAACAGGCAGAGAGAAGAAAUUGUUGUUGAACCGGGAGAUGGGGGUGAGUCGGAGGAGGAAGAUGGGCCGGAUGAAGGCCCAGUGAGGCAGCUGUGCUGCCUGCAGGCUCUCAAGUUCUCCACGAGGAAGAUGAACUUUGGUGGCGGCGGCAAGCCGAGCCUGGCCAAGAUCUCCAAGGUCCUGAAGCGGAUGACCGCGCUGUCCAGGGUCGGAUCCCGGCGUAAAUGAAGGUCAGGUCAGCUAAUUUGUGGAUUAUAAUUCCGCGAGUUGUCGUGGUAAAGGAUUGUUCUUCAGGUGAUGUUGUGGGCCUGUGGCUUUCCAAUUUGUGUAUAGCGUAUAUGAUGCGAGAAUCGACCUGCUGAAUGAAUGUAAUAAAGCUUAAUUGGGUGUGUUCUUCAUUCACGUUUUUUCUCUCUCAGUAAAAAUAUCUAGAUCGUUUGCUGUAA
Brachypodium distachyon (stiff brome) is the source of this 2298-nucleotide messenger RNA. RefSeq lists its product as uncharacterized. NCBI's taxonomy places the organism in Eukaryota, Viridiplantae, Streptophyta, Magnoliopsida, Poales, Poaceae. The record is from RefSeq and is a predicted model, not a curated record. The coding region runs from base 296 to 2080 and encodes 594 amino acids. The transcript has a single exon.